Messenger RNA from Neodiprion virginianus, 5565 nucleotides. Its product is annotated as cell growth regulator with RING finger domain protein 1-like. NCBI's taxonomy places the organism in Eukaryota, Metazoa, Arthropoda, Insecta, Hymenoptera, Diprionidae. The coding region runs from base 1402 to 2535 and encodes 377 amino acids. The transcript is spliced from 6 exons. The record is from RefSeq and is a predicted model, not a curated record. Gene Ontology annotation, biological process: negative regulation of cell growth.
AAAAAAAACUGGAGUCUGCCGGAGCGGCGGGAGCCUUUCGAAUUACGAGGGAAGGAUUUUGCGUGGGCGAGCAGCAAGUAAGUAGUCGGGCAUUCGCUCGCUACUCGCAUCACUCUCCCGUAAGUGCAGUGAGAAAAGUCCGUGAGAAGUCUCGGCGCGAGCUGCGCGCCGCGAGUUGCGCGUCGGCCGAUUUGACACUGCUAAACAAAAAAAGCUGCACGGGGUAUUAAGUCGGGGAGCCGCUCUCUCCACGCCAGUUCUCAAUCGUACGUACUUCGCGAUGGGUGAGAGCCGCGCGACCGUCUUCGGGCUCCUUCGAAAUAUUUCUUGAGGAUUAAGGCGGUGGCGUGUGUACCUACCUACCUACCUACCUAACUACACGCACGAAUCACACACGAAAGUACGAUUUUAUUUUCACACGCAUACAUCGGUAAUUAUACGAAAUUUAGUGACGGAUCAUCGCGACAUUUUUUUUUUUUUUCUUUUUUCUUCCACCAAUGCAAAUCAUUGCACGGUACAGUUCUACGCGUGUGUGUGAAUAAUUUGUGUGAAUCUCGUUCGUUUCGUUUUUUUUUUAUAUUUUGUUAUUAAUUUAAAAAAAAUUUCUCCUUGUUAUCUAUUGUUUCUUUUAAUUUAUCAUACAAGUAUUACUUGUCAUCGACUCGUUGUAUUAUUUUACACAUCGAUCAACGACGCGGUAAAUGGAAAUUUUUAUUUUAUUUCUGCUAUAUAUUAUUAUCGUCACCGACGGUUGUAAUUAUUAUACGAGUGAACGAAAUAUCGAUCGACCGAUGCAGUAAGCGGUUUCGACUGUAUAUGUAUAUACAUAUAUAUAUAUAUUAUCGAUAUAUCUUAUUCAUCGGUAAAACCGAUGAAAUAAAAAUCGUAAUAUCUACGGUGUGAUAUUUAAAAUCGAUAAACCUCCGUUACUACGUGGACUUAUCUGCUAUAUACUGGAUUUCUUUCAUCGCGAUAUUUGAUAAAAAAAAAGUUUUUAUCAUCCCACUUCGUGAAAAAUAAACACACACUUGAACGUACGUGUUAACGUAUCUUUAGGGUACUUGUAUAAAUAUAUGCUUACUAUCCACAUUAAUAUGUAGAUCGGUGCUAAACAACGCAGUCUGAGUCACGUGCUUCGAUUUGUGCAUUGUGACCAUACAUUGAUAAUAACAACAUCAUCGAGAAAAUAAGAAACAAAUGUAAUAACGUAAAACACAUCAACGAAUUAUUCAUAAAUAAUAAUAAUAAUAAUAGUAACCCUAUAAUAUCUGUGCUGUUUAAAAAGUUCAUACAGUAAAAAUAUACACCCCCUGUUAUAUAUUUCAGUGAAGUUCUUGUUACGUGUUUAAAGAAAGUGGUGGAAAUUGACGCUAAAUAUUACCAACAAGAACAAGAAGAAUAAUGACGGCGAUGCUGGUUUCCGUGGCGGAGUUGUCCAAUAUUUUCUCCGUCCUUGCGGUAUUGAUAUGCUUCUGCGGGGUCAUCCUGUUUAUCAUGAGGAAUAUGAUGGUACUUCGAGUUCACGGGGAUGACUUGAUGUUCGGAGGUGGUGGCGGCGUUCUUCCUCACGCGCCCCGGAUACCCCAGAUGAAGAUGAUGAAGGUUCACAUACCGUUCACCUUCAAACUCCACGAAAGCUUCAGAAGCACCUAUGCUGUCGAGUGCGAAGUAUCCAGCCAAGUGGAGUACUCGUUGCAGGCGAUUUGGGGUGUCAGUAUACGAGAGCUGCAUCUCGCACUUUGGAGACCUUGGAACGCACUCAGGGAUGCAUCCUUGAAGGGAACACUCCUUCAAGGUCAUGCUCAGUAUCAAACUCCACCGCAAGCUAGACAGCCUCACGGGGAGCAAACCUUAAGACUGUCACUUCCGGCGCCGGAAUUGGAACUGGGAACACCACCUCGCCUCUGCUAUCCUCUUGUGAUAUUCUUGACGCGUAUAGAUACGAGAGAUCUACACCCCGACGAGACGGUCGCUCUCGUCAACGUAGUUCACAUUAAGGACAGUGUUUGUACGUUACCGACUUCUAUCUUGGCUCAGUAUCUCAAACAGGCUAACGGGCAGUUAUCGUGCCUCAAGCAACUCUACCUGGCGACGGGUAACCCGACGAGCUACGAAGAGGAUGUGUCAUCGACAGGCCUGGGACCGGCUUUGGCUUUGGCCGAGCCGUGUAACAACACAAGUGGAAACGCUCGAGGAGGAGCGAUGGUGACUUCCGGACCGGGAGACACGGCGGAAAGUUCUCUGUGGAAUUCGGCUGGCGAACAGCUCUGCGUUGUCUGCCAAUACUUCCCGUUGUCGCGGGCUUUAUUGCCUUGCAGGCACACGUGCAUAUGCGCCUCGUGUUUCGGUAAGCUCGAGAGGUGCCCGAUGUGCAGGAGUCCGAUAAAGAGCUACUUCUGUAUACGAGGCGAGGAGUACAUGCCGGCGGAAAAGGAGAUGAAUCCUUACAAGCACAGACAACAGGCGCCUGGCGCCUCUCACUGGCUGCACGACUGGAACGACAGACUUACGGAUUUUCUAGGCUUUGCACGGUGAACGAAAAUCGAGGAGAUUAUUAUUCAACGACUAUGAAUACCGUUGGAAUAUUCGUCUCCCUGUUCCUUUUUGUCCUUCUCCUUCUCCUUCUCCUUUUCCUUCUCCUCCUUGUCUGAUACGCGGAAAUAAUUAUGUUCGUGCAACACGAUCGAUCAGGUUCAUACUUACCCGAGUGUCGUCUGGACGGUUUUUACGUUGACAAUUUGCUAUUUGUAUGCGCUCGGUUCGCGGUAUCGAAAUAUCCGGUAUUUCCCGUUGAUUCGAAAAUUGUGAAAGUUAUUCGUACUGGACGAGAAACAAAAAAAGAAAAAGGAAACAGGGAGACCGUGAAAAAAAAUUUCACAGUUCACGUAAGUCUCUAUAGGGUCUUCGUUUUCACCUACGUACGAAUAAGUUUCGGUCAAUUUUUUUUUUUAUCGAGACGAUUGAUGUAUCGAAUAUUUUUAUACUGCCAAUUAUUUUCAACGUUUUCUAAACUCGUGUCAGAAACGGGCCACAAGUUUUGUAUAAUCGUACCUUAUAUACUAUGCCUAUUACGACCUGACCACACAUCGUGUGUAGUAAUUGUAAAAGAUAUUAUUUCAUCGUUAUCAUUUAGAAAAAUUUAAUAUGCGUUUCGUUUGCUCUACGCGUUGCGAGGUUCGAUGUCAUCGUUUAGCCUUCGUUUCGUGAGGUCACGUGACGCGAUGAACAAGUGGAAUUUUUUUUAUCCACAGCUGUACGCGGUUCAAAGGCAGGCGCGAUCAAAACUUCAGUAACCGAAUCGUCUAAUAUCGAAGGAGGAAGAAAUACGUAUGCGGGUAUAUUAUCUAUUUUGCUUGAUCGUCACCAACGUAUUCGUAGAUCAAAGAUGAAAUCACUCCGGCUCGACUUCUUUUCUAAUUUAUCGUUAUUAUUACUACUAUUAUUAUAAACAUACUUUGACUAUUUUUGUUUUUCAAUGAGAAUCCCAAUUUUCCAUGCGCUUUGAGAAAAAAAAAAUAAAUGAAAAUGGUCCGUGAUCAAAUCGUUUCCGGUACAAGUCACCUUGACAGUGUCUAUAAGAGGCACUUGUGCAUGUUUGUAUUUGUAUAUUCCACAUUGAGACUUUUUUAUGUUUGCGUUGAAUUUUAGUGAGUUUUGACAAAAAAAAAUGCCCAUUUUUGCAGUGCUGAUAGAUAGGCAUUGCUUUGUGCUAGAAAUAAUAUUUUGAUUCCAAGGAACGGGCGUCAGUGGACCUUUUGUGUGAUUGGUUUGACGUUCGUGACGUGUUUCGGGGCCAUUCGAUCGUUCAAAUACAGUAUCGGUGUGAGCCAAUUUACUCCUGCUGACAAAUGAGCUAAAAAAAAUAGCUUUACUUGCAGGGUGUGACCACAGAGAUAAGACUCUACUAUUGGAAUAAGAAAACUGACAGCGCAAUAGAUAUAUAUAUCAAGGAUUCGCUGAAAUGGUAUUACCAAUUAUGCAAUGGAAUAUUAAAAAACAAGUUUGAUUGAAUUCAAAGCAAUCCCCCGCUUGUUAGUAUUUAAAGCGACGAUGCCACGGUCAAGUCCUUAAUAAUACAAUUGUAAUGAAAAGAAUCCUGAUAAUUUGCAAAUAUUAGUGAAUAAUGAUGACUCACACUGAAAUUUCGAGAAAGAUAUACAUUGAGCAAUGCACGCUUGUCACAGAGCAGCAGCAUUUCCCCUACCCACCACACUUGAUCCUAGAUACAGCAGGCAAAAUUUCGAAACAUCUGGUAUGACACAUUUUGAUUUUCUUUACGUUCGACGAUGCAGCCUCCGACGCACCAAGUCUGUAGUCUAUGAAUUGAAAUUGAAUCAACCAUAACGGUCUUGUAAAGGUCUUGUAUUACUAUUAAAUGUAUCCCUCAAUAACAAAUAGAGUCUAGCACGGAUCGUACCAAAAAUAUGAUUCAAUGUUUACUAUUCAAUUCGUAUCCAAACUGUGGUACAAUUAGCGAUGAAACAUGUACAGGCUAACAAAGGUCUCGCUACGCCCUGCAUGUACAGAGAUGCCCAAACAGAGACUCUUUUGAGACAGAUAUACAUAAAUGAUAAAAAGUAUAGGUAUUUAAUUUAUGAGUAUGAAACAGGUUGAAAUUCGGUCCAUUUAACCAUUCGAUUACAUGUAUAGUGCUCCUUUGCACCUGCCGUUGAGUAUUUUUCUUCGUAUAAGAGUAUAUUCUAAUUUUGCAUGAAUAUUUUUUUUACGUAUCACAUACUUGUAGUACCGUACUGGAACACAAUUAAGUAACGUACAUUUUCGUCCGCUUUAUGCAUAUUAUACUUUAGGUAUAUUACCGAUGUGGAUCGAUUUCUAGUUUGGAUAGUAGCAAAAGAAAUUUAUUUUUCAAAUGACAGUUAGACUAUGCAUCACUACAUGAUAUGAUAACGUAUAUUUCUUAUCUCUUCUUUGUUCUUAUAAGGUAGCGCAAUAAUUUGCGAUACUCAAGACAAGAUUACAGAGAUCACUCACUAGAUAUUAAGUUGUAAAUACACAGACUGUGAUAAUUCCGAUAAUAUCUACGUAACUAUGGAUGAUUGCUCUCCUACGAGAAGCUGUGCUUAAUUGUUUAGUGCUUAGGUGAAGGGCACUAUAGGACAACUACAAUGUAAUAUGAUUUCGAUAAUUUAUUUUGUAACAUAACUUGACGUUUUAUUAACAGCCCUAAUGUCAAUAUACUAUAUAUGUGUGUAUACUGUAUGCAUACUUUAUAUAUACAGUAUAUUUAUACAUAUGCACAUAAAUAUAGUAUCUAUUAAAGAAAUAUGAAUAAAAAAUAAACGAAAAAUCUAAAAAAAAAAAAAAAAAAAAAACGUAGUAAUAAAACCAUAGUACAUGCCGAAAGUGCGAAUUUGUAUAUAAAAUACAUGAAUACUAUUAAGAUCUGUGAAAUUACUGUAUUUUAUUGAGUAGAAUAAUAUAAUUAUUAAUAAUUAGUGUAAUUAAUUUAUGUAAUAGGUAAUAAUAUUCCAGUGAUGAGGAAUAAUGCUCUACCAGUACGUCAGGACUUGUACAUAAUUUAUUGAAUAAACAGUGUUACAUGCG